AAGUGUAUUAACAUGUUAACAGGUACCUUACCUAAGACAUGUGUGGCUCUGUGCCACUUCAAGUUUCCAAUUAUAAAAGCCAAUCUAUUGAGUAUAACUUUGAAUAGUGGGAAUUGACUCUUUACCAUAGUGUAAGUUGGCGGUUUAGAAGGCGCCGAGUCGGUACGGUACAUAGGCACUAUGUAGCUCAUAGGCUCAUUGGUCUACGAUACCAUUACGCAAUAAGGCGUUGAGCUUUGAGUUACGUUGGGAGGUUGUGGCUGCGCCUUGCCAGCUUAUCUUAAACUUUGGGGUUAAGUACGAUACUCGAGGUCGUACUUGACCUCGACUUUGCCUUGCUUGCAAAGUCCGAACCUUAUUAGGAACGCGGCCUCGUUGCACUGCUCCGUUGCAAUUGCCCAUUAUCAUUAACCCCCAUUUUUCCUCCCUCUUCUUAUUCUUAUUUCAUUUCUCUUCCCCUCACUUUUAUUCCUUUCUUCUUCUCAUCUUUCCUCGUAUCCUUUUAUUUUUCCCUUCUCAAUUUUUUCCCUUCGCCUUCCGUACACGAUUUUGAAGACGGAAACAUCAGGGUUUAUACGGACGUCCAUGUCCCUUCCGAUAGGCACGCGGAUUUAAACGAUGCCUGUUCCCGUUGUGGCCAAAGUUGGCGUCGUCGCCCUCACGGUUGCUGUCGCAGCUGCUGUAGCGGUCUACGAAUCGCCCGAAUUACAGCGCAUGGCAAGCGAUCUCCGACGUCGAAUUGCCAUCGCACUCCACGCCCUCGGCGACAGUGUAAGCCCUGCAGAACGAGAGAACCUUUUCAAUAGACCCGAAGAUGCCGAAGGAUUUCUACGAUCCAGAGGCUUUGGUGUUGACGGAGAACCUGGCGUCGAUGCGGACGAUGAAACUCGGCGAAGACAACGAGAAGAAUUAAUGUAUUGGAAUGCUGUGCGCGAGGGAAAGAAAGAAAAGGAACGCAACGACCCGGAAAAAGCAAACGUUUCACGUUCGCGGGCUUCAACAAGAGGCUCGAGUUUCGACGACUUCAUGCGACAGGAUAGCAACGCUGAGAAAGGUACAUUUGUUUUCCAAACCGGAUCUGAACUACAAAACACCGACGGCCUACUUCGACGACGUGGCGAGGGAGCACGAGGUCUCGCCCAAUCCGCCUACACGAACCCUUUUACUGAUGAGCACGGAAUCGACGAGCACAUUGCCUUCGAAAACAGUUUAGUAGAGCCUGAAAAGGAUGAAAUGGACUCGGAUAUCUACAGCGCUAGCACACAAUUUGGCUUCAAGAGUGAAACUGCACAACUUACUACCCUAUCGCCCGCUCCCAUUGAGGUCAUUCCGCCGUUAAUUAGUCUCGCGGACCACCAGCCGGCUACGCAAACGCAACCUGCUCAACCUUCCGAGCGAGAACUAGGCCCUAACGAAUACAUGACUGCCGGACAAGAUGACAGAAACGAUGCGUAUACCUCUAUUCAGGCCUGGGCCCAUGACACUUCAAAUGCCAGCUUCUACUCCCCGCUACCAGUAUCACCUGCUGCACCUCUUUCAGAUGCCGAAUUCUUCAGCGAAGGCGCUCUGACUCCGACAGAUUCUGCCUCGGUAGCUGGCUCCGGUGAUGAUCUUGGCGAUGCUGUAUCUGCUAGGUCAUGGACCGAGGGCCGACACUACGAUGUUAUGAGUGAUGAUGGGGGCAUGAUGACUCCUGCAAGCUGGACCGAAGUUGGAAGCGUUGUAAGCGAAAGUGAUGCUGGUAUGGCACACCACAACUAAGAAAGACAUAUGCCUUUCAUCUUCCAUUUAGCAUAUUCAUUCUCAUGGCAUGGCGUAUUUUGGGCAAGGUAUCUGGACAUUGGCAGGGUAAUGGAUUCAAUAUUGAGCUUUGAUUUGUUUUGAUGUUAGAAAAAUUGGCUUAUAAGAUGUAGUAUUUCGCACUAAAUGGGUAUCUAUGGCUCGUCUCCAAUAAAAUAAAGAGAAAACAGUUCCGCCAACUCUUAC
Daldinia caldariorum is the source of this 1986-nucleotide messenger RNA. RefSeq lists its product as uncharacterized. Bases 619 to 1761 code for a protein of 380 amino acids. The transcript is spliced from 2 exons. Lineage: Eukaryota; Fungi; Ascomycota; Sordariomycetes; Xylariales; Hypoxylaceae. The record is from RefSeq and is a predicted model, not a curated record.